UCGCGCGUCCACGCCGCACGAACUUGGCACUGCAGUCUGCCACACUUGGAACACGAGGUUUUAGCCGCUAGACAAGUGACUCGCUUUUGGAGUGCCACGAUCGAAUAUAAGAGAGCAGUAGUUCACAGGCUCUUGUUCCGAACUGCAUAGAGUGCUGUGCAGUGAUAUCUACUUUUUUUCCAUAAAAACGCGUAACACUUGAUGUGCCAGGAUGUCGUGGCUCCUGGGAUCGUCUUGGAAGCAGCAGCAGCCGCCACCAUCGGCUGCUGAUCUCAGCCAGUUCCAGACACCGUCGGCCGCUGGAGGUGCCGGUGCCGGGGGCUCGUCCGGUCAGGGCGGCGGGCCGCCCAAGAUGACCAAGUCUCAAAUGGAAGCUUACAGGUUCGACUCGAGUGCCUUAGAACGAGCUGCCGCCGCUGCCAAGGAGCUCGAACGGUCAGCUCAUGCUAAAGACGCUCUAGAGUUGUCGAAAUUACAAGAACAAACCCGGAUGGCUGAAAUUCAAGCUAAAGCUAAAGAAUAUGAAGCUGCUAUGGAGCAAGCAAAGGUCGAGCAAAAAAGGAUAGAAGGCGAAAACAGGUUGAGACAAAUACAAGAAGAAACGAAGCAACAACAAACUCGUGCCCAAUAUCAGGAUCAAUUGGCGCGAAAAAGAUACGAUGAACAGUUAAUACAACAACAACGUAUGAAUGAUGAAAAUCUUAGGAGACAGGAGGAGUCUAUUGCAAAGCAGGAAGCUCUCAAGAAGCAAACAAUUGCUUAUGAACAAGAACUUAAACAUAAAAGCGAUUUGCAAAAAAUCGCAGAGAAGUACAAGUCAAAGCAAAAAAUGGAUAGAGAAAACCACGAUUUGAACUUGGAAAAAUUGAAAUUACAAGCUGCCGAGCAUAGGGAUACAGUACUUAAGUCUUUAUCGUCUGUUGGAGCAGGUGUAUCAGCACUGUUAUCCGACUGGAAUAAAGUUUUAACUGGUGUUGGUGGUAUUUCACUUGCAGUUCUAAGUUAUUAUACAGCCAAAGGUGCCACUGGUGUUGCAUUUAGACAAAUUGAAUCUCGCCUUGGAAAACCUUCACUUGUACGUGAAACCUCAAGGUUUUCUGCUCUUGAGCUUUUCAAGCAUCCCAUUCAGACUGUUAAAAAGCUAAGACCCAAAACAAGUGAUGCACUUCAAGGUGUCAUUCUGGCCCCUAAAAUAGAAGAGCGUCUCAGAGAUGUAGCUAUAGCUACAAAAAAUACAAAAAUUAAUCGUGGUAUGUAUAGAAAUAUUCUAAUGUGUGGGCCUCCUGGAACAGGUAAAACUAUGUUUGCUAAGAGACUCGCUCAACACUCUGGCAUGGAUUACGCUAUCUUGACCGGUGGUGACCUAGCACCCCUGGGUCGGGAUGGAGUGACAGAAAUUCACAAAGUUUUUGAUUGGGCAUCAACGUCGCGACGUGGUUUGUUGCUCUUUAUCGAUGAGGCCGAUGCUUUCUUGCGCAAACGUUCGAGCGAGCAUAUCAGCGAAGAAUUGCGAUCUAUGCUUAACGCAUUCUUGCACAGAACCGGUGAUCAAAGCGAUAAAUUCAUGCUGGUUCUUGCAUCCAAUACUCCCGAACAACUUGAUUGGGCAAUGCACAAUCGUAUGAAUAUGAUCCUUGAGUUCCCACUGCCCGGCCGCGAUGAACGCGAGCGUCUUAUUCGAUUGUACUUCGACAAGUACGUCUUGCAGCCUGUAGCUGAAGGUAAAGGAAGAUUUAAACUGGCCCAAUUCGAUUACGGAGCCUUAUGCUCGCGCCUCGCUGAUAUGACCGAAGGCAUGUCAGGAAGAUCGAUCGCACAGGUGGCUUUGUCUUGGCAAGCUGCUGCUUUUGUUUCUGCCGAUGGUAUACUUACCGAAGAUAUGAUUGUGCGGGAAGUUAUGUACGCUGUCAAAGAAUUGAAACAAAGAGACGAAUGGCAGAGCGAAAAAGAAAUGGCAAAAUCGGUAUACGCUAGCGAUGACGAUGAUUUUACUCCAAAGAAAAAAGUUCCUGCAAUUGAAGCUGCUCCUGAAUCUGAGACUUCUUCAGCUACUGCUAGAGCAUCAUAGAGAAUCAUAAAAUGUUGCAUGUUUUGAAAAAACUGUAAAUAACUAAAUAAAGAUAUUAAUAUUGUGAAUAGUCACGGUUUGAAAAAUGUAUUUGUAUCUUUAUAUAGUAAUUGUUAUAUGGCAAGUGAGAAAACCUGUACAUACAUGUUAAAAAAUACAUAUGCACAAUUUAAAAUUAA
Messenger RNA from Trichogramma pretiosum, 2247 nucleotides. It is a transcript of the gene bor, whose product is annotated as ATPase family AAA domain-containing protein 3A homolog. Gene Ontology annotation, cellular component: mitochondrion. The transcript has 3 exons. NCBI's taxonomy places the organism in Eukaryota, Metazoa, Arthropoda, Insecta, Hymenoptera, Trichogrammatidae. Gene Ontology annotation, molecular function: ATP hydrolysis activity; ATP binding; zinc ion binding. Gene Ontology annotation, biological process: mitochondrion organization. The record is from RefSeq and is a predicted model, not a curated record. Bases 212 to 2068 code for a protein of 618 amino acids.